AUGGACUCAAUGUACUUCGACGUCUUCCCCGCGGACGACUCAGAAUCCAGCAGCGACGAGGACAACGAGUGCGCGCCAUCUCUGGAGGUCCCGUGUGCGCGGUGCAAGGACAGGAAGCAGCUGUGCAAACGAUGCAAACGGCGCCAGCAAAUUUCGAGCUCUGGAGCGAGGAAGUCGUCGCUGGAGAAGGCUUGCUUCCCUCCCCGCGCGAUCACCUCCGACGCUCCCGCUGCCGUUCCCGAGGCGCUCCUCCCGCCACUGAAAGACGAGACUCCUACGCCGAGAAACGGGGCAGCGGCCCCGGUGUACGCGGCCAUGUACACCGCCUCGCCGUCGUGGAUGUCGACUUACACGUCGAGCACGUGCGCCACGACGUACACCGCGGCGCAUGAGCGGUCGCAGCGCGAACGCGCGCCGCUUCUGGAGGUUGCGGGCCAGACGAGGAGGAGGAUGCAGCCCCGCCGGCCGCGGAUGAAUGAGAGGCGGCGGCCUUCUGGGUGGCAGACGAGCGAGGUUGAAGGGUGGGAUGAGAGGGAGAUCGAGGGGGGCGGGAGUUACUGGGAUUUCGAAGGGGCGCGGUGGGAGGAGCAGAGGAUACGCACGCCGGAGCGGAGGGCGCAGAAGAGGGUUUGGCAGAAUGAGAGGGCUCUGAGGGCGCCGGUUGCGAAGGGGGCCGGGAGGAGAAGGAAGUGGGAUGAGCAGAAGGGGGAGCUUCGAUGGAGGUCGCGGCCGCUGGUUGAGCCGCUGACGCCGAGGUAUCUUUAUGAUGUCUUGGUGGUGCAGAGGGCGAGAUUGCUGGAGAUGACGUUCAUCUCUGGGAAGGGCCAUUCGAGGGUUGUAUUUGGGAUGGCAUAUGCGAGGGGAACGGGGCACGCGAGAGGUCUCUUUUGUUUGCCUGCUCCGAAAUAUGAGCCUUCUGGAGAUGGGUCUGGGUUCAUGUGGAGGGAAGGGAUAUGGGCUGGUUUGUUUGGGUGGUUGUGGGGGACUGAAAGGGGUCCUGCUAUUGAUGUGAGGGACAUAGACUAA
Colletotrichum gloeosporioides is the source of this 1026-nucleotide messenger RNA. RefSeq lists its product as uncharacterized. Lineage: Eukaryota; Fungi; Ascomycota; Sordariomycetes; Glomerellales; Glomerellaceae. Bases 1 to 1026 code for a protein of 341 amino acids. The transcript has a single exon. The record is from RefSeq and is a predicted model, not a curated record.